Messenger RNA from Indicator indicator, 2007 nucleotides. RefSeq names its product bestrophin 3 (gene BEST3). Bases 1 to 2007 code for a protein of 668 amino acids. The record is from RefSeq and is a predicted model, not a curated record. The transcript is spliced from 9 exons. Gene Ontology annotation, molecular function: chloride channel activity. Lineage: Eukaryota; Metazoa; Chordata; Aves; Piciformes; Indicatoridae.
AUGACAGUCACUUAUUCCAGCAAAGUAGCCAAUGCCACUUUCUUUGGAUUUCACAGAUUGCUCCUGAGGUGGAAAGGCAGCAUCUACAAGUUGCUGUACAGAGAAUUUAUUGUUUUUGCUACUCUUUACACAGCGAUCAGUGUCUUGUACAGAUUUUUCCUUACAGGUAGCCAAAAGCGGUUCUUUGAGAAAUUAGCAAUUUACUGCGACAAAUAUGCUGAACAAAUCCCAGUAACUUUUGUGCUUGGUUUCUACGUGACCCUGGUGGUGAACCGGUGGUGGAACCAGUUCGUGAACCUGCCGUGGCCGGACCGGCUGAUGCUGCUGAUCUCCAGCUGUGUGCAGGGCAGGGACGAGUACGGGCGCCUCCUGCGGAGGACGCUCAUGCGCUACGUCAACCUGACCUCGCUGCUGAUCUUCCGCUCCGUCAGCACGGCUGUGUACAAGAGGUUCCCCACCAUGGACCAUGUGGUAGGAGCAGGUUUUAUGACAAGACAUGAAAGAAAACUUUUUGAUGACCUCAAGUCUCCCCACCUGAAAUACUGGGUUCCAUUUGUGUGGUUUGGAAAUCUGGCAUCAAAGGCAAGGAAAGAGGGAAGGAUUCGUGACAGCGUUGAUCUGCAGACACUGAUGAAUGAGAUGAACAAGUACAGGUCAUGGUGUAGUCUUCUGUUUGGUUAUGACUGGGUUGGAAUUCCACUGGUCUAUACCCAGGUUGUUACUCUUGCAGUCUAUACUUUCUUCUUUGCCUGCCUGAUCGGACGCCAGUUUUUGGAUACUGACCAAGGGUACCAGGGACAUGACUUGGAUAUUUACAUUCCAAUCUUCACACUGCUACAGUUCUUCUUCUAUGCAGGAUGGCUCAAGGUGGCUGAACAACUUAUUAAUCCGUUUGGAGAAGACGAUGAUGAUUUUGAAACCAACUGGUGCAUCGACAGGAACCUACAGGUCUCACUUCUGGCUGUGGAUGACAUGCACAUGAACUUACCCAGGAUGGAGAAGGAUCUGUACUGGAACGACUCCUCUGCCCGGCCGCCCUACACGAAAGCAGCUGCUGAUUACUGCAUUCCUUCAUUCCUUGGAUCAACUAUUGAAAUGGGGCUGGCUGAUACUGCCUUCCUCUAUGGGGAAGAGUGGCCCUGGGGAGAGGACAAGCACCGAAGACAACUUUCCGUGCUGAGAAGAGUCAAGAGGUUUCUGAGUGUCCACGAGGGCCCUCCGUCGCCCGCCCGCCCCCGCUACAGCCGGCAGACCAGCGAGGACUCCGUGUUCUUCCCGGCGGAUGAGAAGGGCCACAUCCGGCGGCUGCAGGAGAUGCACACCAGAGGCAGACACUCCGCCUCCAGCUUCAAGAGGAAACACGAAGGAGCGGACAGAAGUAAGAGACUCCACAGCAGCAGAGAUCUGGGACCCAUAAGUGAGACCUCGAGGAACGAGGCGCGGUUCAGCGACAGCGACCUCUCGUCCGAGACAACCAAGCCGGUCCCUGAGGUCAUCAUCUCCGAGGCCGAGGAGGAGGCUCCUGAGGCGCAGGGCGAAGCGGACCUGCCCACAGAGCGCAGCGCCAGCGUGCCGGAAGAGGCGCUGCAGCGGAGCCUGACGGAGGCCAACGUGGCUCUUCUGGACCAUCCUUUUUUCACCCCAGAAAUCAUCACAUAUUUCCCCGAUUCCGAGGUGCAUCAGUCGCUGCCUUCCGUGAUAGGGGAGCCCAGACAUGAAGCCCACGGUGGGAACAUCGCUGGUUUCAUAACAGAUCAUGAGAGAAACCUCCAGCGAUGGAGUCUGCCAAGCUUCCACAGCCACAGCACAGUUUCAAAUACUGACACUGCACCUCCUUUAACAGAUCCUGGGACACCCUCACAACAGAAGGACUUGAGAGAUGGAAAAGACGUCGCUUCUGCUGAUGCUCCAGAGACCUUUGAGCUGCAGCACCUAUGGGAAAGCCUGGACAGCAGAGAAACGGCCAUAGUAGAAUUUUCUAAUGAGAAAAAACAAAGAAAACUUUGA